UGACAAGACUGGUGCUACAAAAAGAGAGGAACAUUAAAGGCUAUAGAUGUGAUGUUUGCCAUUACAGAUUUCCAAUAGGUACCCCACUGGUUUGAACUAAAAGGACAUUUUGUAUUGACAAAAUGGAAUCGCCCGUGAAGAAAGGUUUCCAUAGACUGGAAAUACAGAAAACAACAUGGGAGGUUCCGGAGCAAUAUACUGCACUGAAAGCUGUUGGCUCAGGUGCUUACGGGACAGUAUGUUCUGCUAUUGACCAGCAGACCAAGGAGAAGGUGGCCAUUAAGAAGCUCUAUCGUCCAUUUCAGUCCCUGAUCCAUGCUAAACGGGCCUACCGGGAACUACGACUGUUGCGCCACAUCCAGCAUGACAAUGUGAUCUGCCUCCUUAAUGUCUUCACACCUGAUUUCUCCCUGGAGAAAUUCCAGACAUUUUACAUGGUGAUGCCCUUCGUUGCUGAGGAUCUCGGUAACAUCAUGAAGAGGAGGAGAUUGACUGAUCGCGUCAUCGUUUACCUCUUCUACCAGCUUCUAUGUGGCCUCAAGUAUAUCCAUUCUGCAGGGAUCAUCCAUCGGGACCUAAAACCUGGCAACCUCGCCGUGAACGAUAACUGUGAAUUGAAGAUCCUGGACUUUGGUCUAGCGAGACAUGCAGAGAGUGAGAUGACGGGCUAUGUGGUGACACGCUGGUACAGGUCACCAGAGGUCAUCUUCAACUGGAUGCACUAUAGCCAGUCAGUGGACUUGUGGUCAGCAGGCUGCAUCUUGGCUGAGAUGAUCACAGGCCAGGUUCUGUUCCCAGGCAAAGACAGCAUUGACCAGUUGAAGAAGAUCCUCCACAUAACAGGAACACCACCGUCUUCCCUGCUGCAGAAGAUGCAGAGCAAAGAUGCUCGUUCAUAUGUGCAGGGUCUCCCUAUCCAAAAGAAGAAAAACUUUAAGGAAGUCUUUCCCUCCUUGGAUGCAAAUGCGGUGGAUCUGUUGGACAGCAUGCUGCUGCUGGACCCAGACACCAGGAUGACAGCUAAAGAGGGCCUCUCACACCCCUACCUCUCUGAGUUCCAUGAUCCAGAAUCUGAGCCCAACUCCCCACCGUACGACGACUCCUUUGAAAGCAUGGAGCUUGACGUGGGAGAAUGGAGUAGUCUGAUCCACAUGGAGAUUAUGACUUUUGACCCCAGAAACCCCAGUGCCACUGCAAUGUAGCGGACAGACACAACAGAACACUAGCUCCCCCAUGGCUCCACCAUUGCUCCAUCUUGUAAAAAGCAUCACAUUUCACAACAUGGUUUUAUGACUUCAGGAAACAUGAUACUGGAAAGAAUGGCGCCGAAGGAGAUGGCUGUCGUUUUACGAUCCCAUAAGUAAUUGUGCGAUUGUUUAAAAGCAUUGUUGGUUAAGGGCUUGUAAGCAAGCAUUUCACAGUAAGGUCUACACCUGUUGUAUUCGGUGCAUUUGACAAAUACAAUUUGAUUUGGUAUGUCAUCAUUUUUAUGGAUCCCUCAUGUUUUAAGGGUAGGUCACGGUUUUAACUUGUUUUAAGGUAUACACUUUCAGAACGCUUUGUAAAUGCAUAUGAAUGAUGUACAAACUUUUAAUAUAGUAGUAGUAUUAUAAUAUUAAAUAUAGUAACGUGGUAAUCGACCACACCAUUUGCAUGUUUAUCCAAUUGGCUACAAUCUAUGUAUGAACAAUGUUUUUAUCAUGACUGAGUAAAACCUCACACCUCAAAUCAAUCUCAUCUAUGAACACAUUUUCAUCUCUGACUCAAUUAGCAUUUUCCAAAAUUAAGCAUGUUUUGGUAUCUUAAUUGAAAAAUUAUGUUUGAUGCCAGAAAACUAAAUCUCAAUCAGUAGAUCUACAUUGUGUACAGUAGACGGCACAUGUUCAGUAUAAUGUAUAAUGUUUUUAUGCUGCCCUUUUUUUGUGAACGGGUUAGAUAGGUCAAGUUAUCAUUUCAGUUCUGUAACAGCAGUGGUGUUAAGGUAAUAAGUAAAAAUACUUUAAAGUA
Salmo salar (Atlantic salmon) is the source of this 2007-nucleotide messenger RNA. RefSeq names its product mitogen-activated protein kinase 14A. NCBI's taxonomy places the organism in Eukaryota, Metazoa, Chordata, Actinopteri, Salmoniformes, Salmonidae. The record is from RefSeq and is a predicted model, not a curated record. Gene Ontology annotation, biological process: protein phosphorylation. Gene Ontology annotation, molecular function: ATP binding; MAP kinase activity.